This is a messenger RNA of Didymodactylos carnosus, 1890 nucleotides long. Lineage: Eukaryota; Metazoa; Rotifera; Eurotatoria; Philodinida; Philodinidae. The record is from the annotation of a GenBank genome assembly.
AUGAUUUUCUUGGGCAAUUUUAAUGAUGGUUCAACUACACCAGAUUGGUCUACCCAACAACAAAAAAAUAAAUUUAUAUCAAAAAUUAUUUUGCUCAAUUCUAGUAGUCAAAUUGUUAAAGAACGUCAAGUUACACGUGAAAAACUCCGUUAUAAACAACAAGUAUUCCAGAAUUUACAACAAAGAGAUACUCAACAACAACAACAACAUCAGCAACAACUAUAUGAAAAUCAAUUGCAAGUUGUUGGGAUUGAAGUUGGACCUAAAAUUGGAAAUGCUCCAAGUGGAAGUAGUGGUGGUACAGGAUAUUUGUUUAAAUUGGCCCCAUUGCAAAAGAAUAAUAAUGAUCAAUUUCAAAGACGAGCAACGGAUAUCAAUUCUUUUAAAAAAGAUAUCAAUUCUUUUAAAAAAGAUGUCGAUAGUGAUAUGACAACGAGGUAUUUAAGCGAUAAAUAUUCCUCGAGUAAUAAACGAAUAUUACUUUUUAUAUUUAGUGCUAUGAACCAACGUGUGUACAAUAAUGUUUUGAAAAUGAAUAGUUCAACUAGCAAAUUUGUUCAGCAUUAUUGGAACAACAAUUUACAAAAGAAAACAAAUACAUUUUAUAUGGAAAAAUUAGAUAAUUCUCAAAAAGUCAUACCAAUCAAUUCACAAACACCCGAUACGGAUGGUAGUGACGAAGAUAUAAAUGCUCGUAUUGUAGGUGAGACUAGGGAUACUAAAACGACAUUACCACAAAUAACAAGAACAUUAAAUACCGUGGUUCAACAACCAAAUAGUAAUAAUGAGACUAAACAACAUCUUCACAAUUCUCAAUUUCAAUCAACAAAAACUGUGAUUAGUGGACACAAUAAUUCUUCUACGAAUGUGACGCAUCGAUAUCGAAAACAGCCUCAAAUCAUCAACAGACAAUUACCACCUAUACUCCAACGAACAACAACACAUAUAAACUCAGUAAAAUCAAGUGAUUCUACGACAAGAGUUAAACGAGAAGAUCGAAUAAAAGAUUUCCAUACACAAAAUCAUCAAAAUGAGGUAGCAAAACACAUCUUCAAUCGAACAACGAUACAACCAACACCUGUUCAUGUUUACACAAUAAAUUCUAUUCAAACUAAUGCCACAUCGCUAAUAACACCAUCGAAUGUCAAUAAUGAACUAGGAAAUUCAACGAGAGAUCGUAUGAUAAAAGCAAAUUUAAUUCAAAAAGCAACAUUUAAAUCGAAAUCACCCAUUAAUGAUUCAGAGAGUGCAUAUAGUCGCUCAAUGGCAACCACUACUGUCGAGCGAUCAAAGACUCCUAAUCCAUUCAAAGUUAGCGAGAAAUUGUUAUUAAGGCUUGGAUAUAUCUUACAUUUAACUUAUCCACAAUUGCAAAAAUGUUUACCGAAGGAUAUGGUGCGUGCACAAGAAACAUUUUUUAAAGUGGAAUUUUAUUCUACAGCUGUUAUGUUAGACAAAAUACAUCAUCAAGAUCCAACAUUGUGGCAGCUUCUUGACGAUGUUGACUUCAAUCACUAUCGCGAAGAUAUGUUAGAAUACAUUGUAAGUAUCAUCGAAUUUGAUGCACGUGAAAGAGAAAGUGUUCACAAUCUUACGCAAACAAUUCCGUUUGAUAGCCUAUUAUCAAUUAUAUCAUCUCGUACAAAUAAUUCAGAUUGGUCUCAUACAAAACAUACUUACGAUGAAUUUUUUCGUUUUAUUUCACAAUUGUCAUCUAAAUCAAACCCAACUCUUACAUACAUUUCUCGUCUUGAUUAUAUCUGCCACAUACCACUAUUUUUAUAUGUUGAGUCAUUGUUGGACAAUGCACCACCACUAUUUCGAUUUCGUGAAAAUUCUAUACUUGAUCUACAUAUGCAACGCUCAAAAAUCAUUAAUGAACACUUUUGA